AAGAAAAUGGAAAGGGAGAGAGCCCCGGGAAGGGAACUGUUCUUCAAAGGCCGAGGCCGGGAUUCAAACUACGGAGUAAACUAAUGAUAGCCUUGCCAAUGCUGGCUAGUCUAUGGAGCACUAAAAUUGUAUCCACACUGUCUUUGACAUAACUAUAAUUCAAGGAAAAGAACGAGAAACAUUCCCCAUUGCAAGGACAUGAUACCGUCGUGGGGAUGUGUGUGUGACCUAAAAGAGAUGAUUAUAUAUGGACUAUUGAGUUGACACCUCCUAUUCCUUGCCCUAUACCGGCUGGAUUCGGCCAGGAAGUAAGACCUCAUGGCCAUUUUGGAAUAAGCCAUAUGCCCAAUCAUCCGGAUAAUGUUAAGCGCAUCCCGAGUUCUCCACUUGGGCUUUACUUAGUGCUCACUCAUUUGGCUCCGCUUGCACUGUACUUGUUCCUAAUUGAGGUCCCUGCAUUAACAGUGGAGCCAUGUUCGGGUGAGAAGAUAAGACGUCAUUGGAGCUACCCCACAGCUCAAGACGAGAAAGUCGACUGGUAUAUUGAUUCGGCAACCGUAUGUUCUUUGGACAAAGCAAAGCAGGAUUCUGCGUCAGAAAUUGUUUCACCGCCUGAAGAUGCUCACAGUCUUUACUAUCCAGGAAAAAAGAUGCGAGGCAUUUGCAUUCUGAAAGGAAUACUGGAGCGGUCCGUCCGAGACAAGGAGACAACAAAGGGAGCAAGCAUUGACCUACAAACUGUUUGUUAUUUACCAAAAUAGGCUCUGUGGCAAAUUGUGGCUAAUGCACUCUAGUGGCAAUGGUGGCUGGGCC
Messenger RNA from Aspergillus pseudotamarii, 813 nucleotides. RefSeq lists its product as uncharacterized. The record is from RefSeq and is a predicted model, not a curated record. The transcript is spliced from 2 exons. The coding region runs from base 342 to 761 and encodes 139 amino acids. NCBI's taxonomy places the organism in Eukaryota, Fungi, Ascomycota, Eurotiomycetes, Eurotiales, Aspergillaceae.